UUGUUGUCAUAGCAACACGCGCUCUGACCUGAAAUCUGGCUUUGAACUUUUAUUUUGUUUUUGCGCAUUUCGUAACAUUUGACGCCCGUCGGCUUCUCGUCAGUCAACAUAGUUUGCCAACAUGUUUGAGGACGAAGAAGAGGAAGUGACACUUACCAUAAACCGAAACUUUGCCGAAAAGUAUGAGAAUAGGAAACGUUUUGAAGAAUUUUCUCAGCUCAAGGCAAAAUAUGGCGAUGAAGUGGAUGAGGAGGAAGGUUCUUUCGACUCAGAGUCUGAAGAAGAAGACGAAGUUGGAGAGCUUGUUACUCCAGAAGUCGAUGCACAAAUAAUGAAAACAAUUGCGACAAUCCGUGCCGGAAAGCCUGAGGUGUAUGAUCCUAAACAGCAUUUCUUUUCGGAAGCGGAAAUAGAAAAGGCUCGAGCCAAGUGGAGGGAAAAGCAAAAGGAGGCGAAGCAAAAUGGCAAGCCGAUGCGGUUGAAGGAUUAUCAUCGAAGACAGCUUUUGGAAGGAGGAGAUGACGAAGAGGGGAAACCUAAAGUCUUGACGCAUGCGGAGGAGCAGGAUAUGAUCAAACGACAAUUUAAGUCUGCGAUUGAGGCCGACGAUGAUGGAGAGGAUGACUUUUUGUCAAUAAGGCCAAGAAGUGAGGAUGAGCAGAAAAGGGACGAAGAGGAGUAUCGAAGGUUCCUUUUGGAGAAUAUGGCCGCGGACGGAGGACAAGGAUUGAAAGACUAUAGAGAUUACAAAGCUGUCAAGGUGCGUAAUCCUGAAGAGGCAUUUUUGAUGGAGUACAUCUUGAAUCGGGGAUGGGUCGAUAAAGAGGCACAAAAGAUUCCAACCUACAACGAGGUUGUAGGUGACAUUGAGGAAGAUGAGGAAGCAGUUGAGGCAGCUGAAGAGUUUGAGCGCCAGCACAAUUUCCGAUUUGAAGAAGAGGGCGCUUUUGACAUCGUUACACAUGCCCGUAACAUUGAAGGCACGAUCCGGCGAAAGGACGAUAAGAGGAAAAGACAGCGUGAAGCUAAGAAGGCCCGAAAAGAGGCAGAAGAUACAAAGAAGACUGAAGAACUUAAACGACUCAAAAAUCUCAAAAAGGAAGAGAUCCGGAAACGCUUGGAACAAAUUCGCCAGAUUGCAGGUGGUGAUGUGGUUGGACUGAACGAAGUCGACCUUGAAAAGGACUUUGAUCCCGAAGAGUUUGAUCAGAAAAUGGCCGAAGCGUUUAAUGAAGGAUACUACAACGAUGAGGAUGGUGAUAUCAAGCCGGAGUUUGGUGACGAUAUUGAUAUUAGUGAUAUCGCUCCGAACGCCGGCGCAUGGUCUGUGGAGGAGGGAGCAGAAGAGGACGCUGGGGAAUGGGCUGACGAAUGGGUUGGUGAGGGGAAUAAGGAGCCGACACAUCAGGAAGGCAAUGAGGGGAAUUUCAUUAUGGAUGCCGACUACUUGCCAGGUGGGGAACAGUACGUUGGGGACCAGGUUGAGGAAUCAAAAGGUAAAUCGAAAAAAGACAAGAAGUCCAAGAAAAACAAGCAGAGUGAUAAUGGGGAGGAAGGGAAAAUGUCUUUGGAUCAGUACCUGGAUGAAUAUUAUCAGCUCGACUAUGAAGAUAUGAUUGGAGACCUUCCAACACGCUUCAAAUACCGUAAAGUUGCCGCCGACGAUUGGGGGUUGACGCCAUUAGAGGUUCUCGAAGCCGACGAUGCCGACCUGAACGAGCUGAUUGGAUUGAAGAAACUUGCACCUUUCCGACGACAAGAUCUGGUUGAGAAAGACAAGGCCAAGUGGAGCAAAAGUCGAAAGAAGCGUCUGAAGGAGUUCCGAAAGAAAUUGGCCGUAAAACAUCCCGAGGAGGAAGUACAUAUUGCUGGAUCUGAAGGAAAGCGCCAUAAGAAGAAGGGUGAGGAGUCUGGACACAAGCGAAAACGGGGUGAGGAAAACGGGGAGGUGGAGUCUACGCGAGAUAAGUCAAAAAAGCGAACAAAGCCUGCACAAGAAGAUGGCCAAAGUGGAUGGUAUGUAGAUACGAAGGGGCUCAGCAGCGACAGAUUGGCAACUUAUCAGAUGCCAAAAAAGAAAUGAGGAUAGCAGGG
Molecule: messenger RNA, 2094 nt
Organism: Spizellomyces punctatus DAOM BR117
Lineage: Eukaryota; Fungi; Chytridiomycota; Chytridiomycetes; Spizellomycetales; Spizellomycetaceae
Exons: 7
Coding region: 122-2083 (653 amino acids)
Biological process (GO): endonucleolytic cleavage in ITS1 to separate SSU-rRNA from 5.8S rRNA and LSU-rRNA from tricistronic rRNA transcript (SSU-rRNA, 5.8S rRNA, LSU-rRNA)
Cellular component (GO): nucleolus; 90S preribosome
Source: RefSeq, a predicted model, not a curated record